Messenger RNA from Neogale vison (American mink), 2207 nucleotides. RefSeq names its product RNA binding motif protein 38 (gene RBM38). NCBI's taxonomy places the organism in Eukaryota, Metazoa, Chordata, Mammalia, Carnivora, Mustelidae. Gene Ontology annotation, cellular component: cytosol. The transcript is spliced from 4 exons. Gene Ontology annotation, molecular function: RNA binding. The record is from RefSeq and is a predicted model, not a curated record. Bases 143 to 859 code for a protein of 238 amino acids.
AGGCGCACACGGCGCGAGCGGCCCGCGAGUGGACGGGCCCGGCGGCUGGACCGGCGCCGGUGCUGCCCUGCUCGCUCCCCGCCGCCGCCCAUGAGCCCAGCGCCUCGCGGCCCGGGUCUGUAGGCGGCGGGGCGCCCCCCCCAUGCUGCUGCAGCCCGCGCCGUGCGCUCCGAGCGCGGGCUUCCCGCGGCCCCCGGCCGCCCCCGGCGCCAUGCACGGCUCGCAGAAGGACACCACGUUCACCAAGAUCUUCGUGGGCGGCCUGCCCUACCACACCACCGACUCCUCGCUCAGGAAGUACUUCGAGGGCUUCGGGGACAUCGAGGAGGCCGUGGUCAUCACCGACCGUCAGACGGGCAAGUCCCGCGGCUACGGCUUCGUGACCAUGGCCGACCGGGCAGCAGCUGAGCGAGCUUGCAAAGACCCUAAUCCCAACAUUGACGGCCGCAAGGCCAACGUGAACCUGGCCUAUCUGGGUGCCAAGCCGAGGAGCCUCCAGACGGGCUUUGCCAUUGGCGUACAGCAGCUUCACCCCACCUUGAUCCAGCGGACUUACGGGCUGACCCCCCACUACAUCUACCCGCAAGCCAUCGUACAGCCCAGUGUGGUGAUCCCGGCCGCCCCCGUCCCGUCGCUGUCCUCGCCCUACAUCGAGUACACGCCAGCCAGCCCGGCCUAUGCCCAGUACCCGCCGGCCACCUUCGACCAGUACCCGUACGCCGCCUCACCCGCCUCGGCUGCCAGCUUCGUGGGCUACGGCUACCCGGCCGCCCUGCCUCAGGCGCUGUCGGCUGCGGCCCCCGCUGCCGCCUUCGUGCAGUACCAGCCGCCGCAGCUGCAGCCCGACCGGAUGCAGUGAGGGGGGCCGCGGACCCGCACCCCCACACCGGCCAGCGGCUCCGGGCGCUGCCCCGCAGCCUCGGGAGACCCUUUGGGACGCCCGCCUGAUCCCAGCCGGACUGGAGGCCGCGUCUCCUUCGAUCCAGGCCCCACGGCGUCUUGGGGGAGGACCUCAGGGGACGGGGCUGACCGAACGCUGUCCGGAGAUGCACCCGGGACCCAUCUCCCCGGACCUCGCCCCACCGCCGCCCCUCCUCCCGCGCCUCGCGCCCCUCCCCGCCCCCCAGCAGCGCCAGGACCUGCCCCGUCUGCGGACCAGCUGCCCGGCAGGCUGUGCAGACUCUGUCCCGCUCCAGAUGCCUUAGUCCAGCACCGCCCAAGGGCGUGGGGGUGGGGGUGCGCUGCAGCUACAUCCGUGGGGGCAGGGGCAGGAGGCACCUGCCUCCGGAAUUCACAUCCUCGAGAGCGCGGCCUGCCCCCUGCCCAGGCUCCCGGCCGCAGCAGCCGCCGGCAGCGUCCCUUUCUGUCGAAGCUGCGACUCUCUUUCUUACCGUCGAUGUUUUGCUACUAAGAUGAUGUCAGAAUGUCCGUCUAUUUUUUCAACCGGAACUCCCACCACCAAGAAUCCAGAUCCUAUUUUUGACUCUGAGAGACUCGCUUGGGUCACCGGCCCCGCCCGAGGACACAGGGACCGGACUUCCAUGGGAUAAGGCGUCCGCCAGCUGGAGGGCCUGGAGCCCCUCGGAGGGCGGGCGUCUCCAGGCUGCUCUGGCUAGGCGACAGCCGGUUGUCUCAGCGCUUGUCCCCGUCCUCGGCCUCAGAGGGUGGGAGGGAGUGGGGCCCGAGGUGAUGCUGGCCAAGGGGGCGUUUGAGUGGCAAGAGCCUCCGAGUGCAGAGCCCCACAGCCCCGCCCACCCUCCCUCCCUCGUGCUGUCACCUGCUGUAUACCAGCCUGGGCGGUGGGAGUGAGCCGAGACACAUCCCACCUUCCUUGGGGGCACAGUUCAGGGUGGGGGGGGCUUCCAACAGGCCAUCGGGGAAUUCCCGGGUGGGACACCUGGGCUGUGUGGUGGCCCCUGGCUCAGAGUGGGAGGGGAGGGGAGUGAGCCAAGAGGCAGCCUGGCAGAGGAGAUGGGCAGAGGCAUCUGGGGAGGGUGGGCUGCAGAGUCUGGGGCACUGGGGGCAUUCCCUCCGACCUACCUCAGGGAAGUGGGAGGCCUCAGGGGGCUGACCGACGUGGGCAAGCACUUCGCGGCACGCCUGGUACAGAGCCAAGGCCCAGAAAAUAAAGGUAGCUAAUAUUAUAAUAAUAUUUUUAUUAGAACGUUCUGAUUAUAAAAAUAAAACUUGUUUUCUUUAAAGAAAAA